AUGGCAUGGAGCAUCGCAUUGAGAAUUUCUGGACAAGGUUUCGUUGGAUUACACUUGCUUGUUUCCGCCGGCUAUGCGUACAUACACACAUGGGUGGAUAUACCAGGGACACCCCAUCGGCGCACGUCAUUUCUCUUUAACCCCCGGCCACUCAUCAGUUUCUUCCCGCCCGGGCUGAUGGUCUCAAUUCUCGUACCACAACCCCGACAUCUCUGCAUCUCACUCUACGCAAUUCAUUAUGAGACUAUAGUGUACCGUUUCACUUCCGUCGAUGAAAAUCCCCAUGGAUUUUCGGAAUCGGAUCAGAAGAUUGCGGGUUCGAGCCCCGUCUGGAUCGAAUUGAUCAAGUACUGCCUGGCCGAAAAGACGCCCCUCAAUGUAAUUCGUGUUGAGCCCACGAUUCCACGAAAGCCCUCGGGGCACGCCGGUUGCAUAGGAAAGGCAAGCAAAGCUAAUGCGCUGUUCCUGGUGGCUUGGAAGGAAUCUGACCCGUCAGGAUCCCAUGUGCUCUCUCACACAUGUCUCACGUCGCUCGAAUCAGCUAUAUCUCGAGCGUGCUUACCAUAA
Molecule: messenger RNA, 567 nt
Organism: Colletotrichum lupini
Lineage: Eukaryota; Fungi; Ascomycota; Sordariomycetes; Glomerellales; Glomerellaceae
Exons: 7
Coding region: 1-567 (188 amino acids)
Source: RefSeq, a predicted model, not a curated record